AUAACUUAUUUUUCUCUUACAGAUAAGUUCUAAUUAAUAACGUAAAAUAGUUUACAUAAAUUUAUUUUCUAUUCAUAUUCUUUUCAAACACAUUAAAAAGAUUUGAAACUGUGAUACUUGGACUAGAAUAUUAAAUAAGCAUUGCACAACUACAAUGAAUAUAAGUACAGCCAUUGUUCUUUCCGUUGUCGUUUGCAUCAUUUUAUUAUAGAUAAGAUGUAGAAAACAAAGAAUGUCUUUGUUUCAAAGUUACGGAAUUCCAGGCCCGAAACCAAACUUUUUCUUUGGAAAUUUAAUUGAGUACAAUAAAGACAGAGACAAAUGCAUAGAAAGAUGGCUACAACAGUACGGAAAAAUGUUUGGUUUUUAUCUAGGAGGAAAGCCUUUUUUAGUAUGCAGCGAUGUCGAAUUUUUGAAACUCUCUCUAAUAAAAGAAUCUUAUAAUUUUUACAAUAGAGAUGUGGUGCUGCCUGAUGCUGGAAUUCCUCACGAUUCUGUUAAACAUACGCUAGGAGUGCAAGCAGAUGAAAAAUAUAAAAAUCUACGAAGUAUUCUCAGUACUUGUUUCAGUACAGGAAAAAUUAAAAUGACGACUACUCUAAUGUCUUCACCGAUAAAAGUCUUUCUAAGAAAUGUCAAGAAGCAAGGAGAUAAACCGUUUGAUAUUUCAACGUUGUGUAAAAAAUUGGUGUUUGAUAUCGUUUGUACAUCAGCAUUUGGUGUAACCACAAAUGUUCAGAAUAAUGAAACCAGUAAAUUUGUUGAAUCGGUUGAUGUCGCUUUUUCAGUUGAUUCUUCCGAUAUUUUAGCUGCAGUAACAAUCUGCUUUCCGGAAAUAGCGCCAAUAUAUACGUUUCUUCGACAUAAAAUAGAUACGUUAAAGUACAUGCUGAAUCUACCUUCUGUGACAUUGAUUUAUGAAACCUGUCAGAAAAUUGUCACCUCCAGAAGGAAUUUAGAUACUGUUCCACAAGAUAUGCUGCAGACACUCAUAGAUGCAGAAGAUGACUCUGUUGUAGAAAUGAAGAAACUUCCAGACAAUUUUGUUAUUGCAAAUGCGAUGAUGUUUAUGGUUACUGCAAAUGACACAACAAGUGUUACAAUGAGCUGGUGUAUUAAACAUCUUGCUGGUAAUCCUGAAAUUCAAGAGAAAGUUCGUGAAGAAAUAAGAAACAAUGUUUCUGAAAAUGUGGAUAUACAGUACUCUGACUUGAGCAAUUUUCAGUUCCUAGAUCAAGUUAUCUCAGAAACUCUUCGCUUCUGGCCAUUUACCCCAAUAGGUGUAAAUCGCAUAUGCUCAGAAGUUUAUCGUUAUAAAGACAUCAACAUACCAAAAGGUUGUACGAUAACGAUUCCAAUACAGAUUUUGCAAAAUGAUCCAGCUUAUUGGAGAGAACCGGAUAAGUUUAAUCCCUAUAGAUUUUCAUCUGAAGAAAUGCAGAAAAUUGAUUCUAUCAUUUACCAACCAUUCGGAGCAGGGCAUAGAAUCUGUAUGGGACAGAGGUUAGCAAGAACUGUAAUAAAGUUAAUACUGGCAAAUCUGAUUCGAUCGUUCAAGUUGGAAAAAUAUGGAGACGAUGAAAACGAGAGAGAAUACCACCUAUUCUACUAUUUUCCUAAGAAUGGUAUAAACGUGAAAGCAACUCCAUUAUCUUCAUCAUUUUAAACAUAAAUAAUCAUCAAUUAACACGUUUCUGAAAUUAAUUGCAUUCGAUGUAAUACAAUCUUUGAAAACUUAUUUGUAUUC
Messenger RNA from Centruroides sculpturatus (bark scorpion), 1747 nucleotides. RefSeq names its product cytochrome P450 3A24-like. Lineage: Eukaryota; Metazoa; Arthropoda; Arachnida; Scorpiones; Buthidae. Gene Ontology annotation, molecular function: iron ion binding; oxidoreductase activity, acting on paired donors, with incorporation or reduction of molecular oxygen; monooxygenase activity. Bases 233 to 1666 code for a protein of 477 amino acids. The transcript has 14 exons. The record is from RefSeq and is a predicted model, not a curated record.